Pediculus humanus corporis (human body louse) is the source of this 2772-nucleotide messenger RNA. RefSeq names its product oxysterol-binding protein 3, putative. Gene Ontology annotation, molecular function: cholesterol binding. Lineage: Eukaryota; Metazoa; Arthropoda; Insecta; Psocodea; Pediculidae. The record is from RefSeq and is a predicted model, not a curated record. Gene Ontology annotation, cellular component: perinuclear endoplasmic reticulum; cytosol; plasma membrane. The transcript is spliced from 16 exons. The coding region runs from base 1 to 2772 and encodes 923 amino acids.
AUGAAAUCAAAAUCUAAAGGAAAACCUCAUUCAGAUUCAGAAGGGAGUGUUGAUAGUAAUUCAUUAUCAUUGGAAAGUGGAAAUGUGAAAACUGUCAAAGACAACAGAAGUAAAGGUCGUAGAGGUUCAGAAUGGGAAAUUUUAGAAGGGUUAAAGGAUGGGCAAAGGUAUAAUAUAAAACCUCAAGUUUUAACUGGUUAUUUGCAUAAAAAAAGAAAAUGGCCUCUUAAAGGAUGGCAUAAGAGAUAUUUUGUAAUCAAUAAAGGAAUAUUGGUGUAUGCUCGAACUCCGAGUGAUAUUACAAGAGGUAAAAUUCAUGGAUCUGUUGAUAUUGGAUUAAGCGUAAUUUCGACUAAAAGCAAAAGUAGACGAAUUGACAUUGAUGCAGAAGAAUUUAUUUACCAUCUUAAGGCGAAACGUUUGGAUACAUUCGUCAAAUGGGUUGAACAAUUAAGAAAACAUCGAUUAUUUCGACAGCAUUUACUGACAUUUGGAGCUAGAGAAAACACAUGCACUGACUGUGAUAAUACAAUUUCAUUUCAACCUAAUCCUAAUUCUUUUACUCCUCCCAUUAGUCCAGCACGAGAUAAAACUCUACAUUGCGGUUUAAUACCUGCUGCUACUCCUGUAGGGGGUAGACUUGCCGUUUGGCUAGUAGAUUCCAUGCCAAUGUUGGAGGGUCUUCAAAAAGAUCUAAAACUUAUAGGGCAAAAUAUUGUUCAUUUAUCCAAAAUUGCUGAUCAAAUAUCUUCCUCUUUGGCAGCUUCUGUAACUGAUCAGGAAAACACGAGUGAAGGUUGUUCUCCGAAUGUUAAGAAAGACAGAAGAAAAUUUGGCUUGCUCAAAAAGAAAAGCAAUAAAGGAAGUUCUGUUGAUUUGGCGUCCUCUUCUCUAAAUGACAAUCUUUUACCUUCUGCAAAUGUCCCUAUAUCUUCACAAUCGGCAGCUCUUUCCAGUAGUCAAACUUGUUUAUCUUCAAACGCUUCCUCAAUGAAUUCAUUGAACAGACCUCAAAGUUUGCCAGGUUCUGAACAUUUGAUGCAACAAUUCGUAUCAUCUUUAGAUAAUAAGAGUGCGAUAACUCCAGAGUUGCAAAUGCGAGAAGAUUUUAUUGUUCUUGCCAAAGAUGUUCAAACCAACUUAAAAACGGUCCUCUGUAGAUUGACGGGAGAGUGCGAUCGAUUGAAAACAGCUUGCGAAUCAGAAAAUAGUCAAUUGUUAAACAUGAACAAUUCAAAUGUUUUAGUAAGUUUAAGACAUUCUUUAAAUCAGGCUUUAGUUCAAAAUAACGAAUUAAAAAACCGAUUAAACCGCGUUCAUGAGAUUGCAGAUCUAGCCGAUAUAAGUUCGGUUGGCCCUGCCUCAGAUGCAAAGCAAAUCGCCGGGAACUUGUCAUACAGUUCAUCUUGCCUCAGCGCGAGCGAGUUUUUCGACGCUGAAGAUAAUCUUCCAAAAUUUGAAGAAUUAGAAGACAAGAAAGAAAAUGUCGAUAACAGCGAAAGUUCGAGCGAAAACAAUUCGUUUUCCAGCGAAGAAGGAGAGGAGGAGAACAGUUUAUCCAGUGAAAACUCCGAUGUUGCCGAAGACUAUACAAUGAGCAGAAUCUCUGGACCGACCAUUUCCGUAACUGGCCGCAGAACUAAACUUCCAGCUCCACGUCCCAAUUUGGAGGGAUUGUCCCUGUGGAACAUUUUAUGUAAAAAUAUCGGUAAAGAUUUAUCGCAAGUGUCGAUGCCAGUGUCAUUAAACGAGCCAUUAAAUAUGUUACAGAGAUUGUGUGAGGAAUUGGAAUAUUCUGAAUUAUUGGACAAGGCAUCUGAAUUAGAUGAUCCUUACGAAAGAAUGAUUUACGUGGCUGCUUUUGCCGUUUCAAGUUAUUGUUCUUCCUAUUACAGAGCCGGAUCAAAACCUUUCAAUCCUUUUCUAGGAGAAACGUACGAAUGCGUAAGAGAAGACAAAGGCUUUAAAUUUAUAUCCGAACAAGUAUCUCAUCAUCCUCCUAUAUCCGUUUGUCACGCGGAAAGUAAAAAUUUUAUUUUCUGGCAAGAUGUUCGAAUCAAAACAAAAUUUUGGGGGAAAUCUAUGGAAUUUCAACCGGCCGGUACCGCAAAUGUUUUGCUACCCAAAAGCGGCGAACAGUACGAAUGGAACAAGGUUACGACAUGCGUUCAUAAUUUAUUUAGCGGUCAAAGAUGGGUGGACCAAUAUGGAGAAUUGAAAAUAUCAUCCAGUUCGGGAAUCACAUGUAAACUAACAUUUGUCAAAGCAAGUUAUUGGUCUUCGAAAAGGCACGAAGUACACGGUUCCAUAACUAGUCAAGACGGAAAAGUUGUUAGAAAUAUAUUUGGAAAAUGGAGCGAAGGUCUUUAUUGCGGUGUCGCACCGUCUGCCAAAUGCAUAUGGCGACCUGGUACGAUGCCAGAAGAUUACGAAUUGUACUACGGUUUUACCAGGUUUGCAAUAGAAUUAAACGAUUUAGAUUCGGAAACGGCUAAAUAUUUACCACCAACGGAUACGAGGUUUCGUCCAGAUCAAAGACUUUUGGAAGAAGGAGAUUUGCAAGGAGCGGAAAAUUUAAAAUUGACAUUGGAACAAUCGCAAAGAGAAAGGAGAAAGAAAAAAGAAGCCGAGGGAAAACCCGCAUACGAGAGCAAAUGGUUUUUCAGGGAAGAAAUCGGGAACGGAGAAGAAAAAUGGACGUUUGGUAACAAAUAUUGGGAAAUGAAAAAAAAUCCAGGAUUUGCAAAUAUGGAAUUUGAAGCGUUAUGGUGA